Molecule: messenger RNA, 2292 nt
Organism: Paramecium tetraurelia
Lineage: Eukaryota; Ciliophora; Oligohymenophorea; Peniculida; Parameciidae
Exons: 4
Biological process (GO): nucleocytoplasmic transport; activation of GTPase activity
Cellular component (GO): cytosol; nucleus; perinuclear region of cytoplasm
Molecular function (GO): GTPase activator activity; small GTPase binding
Source: RefSeq, a predicted model, not a curated record
AUGUAGAGGACAUAAUCAAAUGUUUCUAUUUUGAAUGCAUGGUUCAAUUUGGAGAAGGCUUUGAUUGAUGCUUAAGUGCCUGAAAAUGAGCAGGUUGCAAUAAUUUCAAGGCCACCUACAUCAAAGAUGAUGAGAGAUUAUUCAAAUUAUCACUCACAACAAAGGGCUUAAUCAUUAAGACCUUUGACUGGACUGACAAGACCUUCAACUGCAAUAACAAUGAAGAAGCCUGUUGAAUAUUAAGAGAAAACAGCAACAAUUUAAUAAUCUUAAAGAAAGAUUUUCAGAAAGAAAGUGAACCAAAGACCCUAUAAAAAGUAUGGUUUCGAUAACAUUCAUAUUCAAAAGGAAGAAUAGGAAGGGGAUAUUUCAGAAGAGGAACUGAAUUCAUCAACAGUUAUACACACUUUAGAUGUAGAUUAAAUAAUAGAUUUAUACAAUAGUAAGUGUAAAGAUCGUGAACUUGAAUAUUAACCAGAACAUGGUGUUCUAUUUAUCGAAAAGUUUAAGAAAUUAUGCAUAGAUGAGCAAUUCAUUUGUGAAGACAAUUAACUAGGUUUGGAGAGUGCCAAAACAAUCAGAGACAUCCUACUCUAUAACAAUCAUUUCUCUACUUUGAGAUUAGCAAGAAAUUCAAUAGGAGACGAAGGUCUUGUAGAGUUGUUAGAGAUGUUGAAAGUCAAUAACAAUAUAGUUCAUUUAGACUUAUCAAGUAACAAUUUAACAGCAGAUGGCGCUUUUUAUUUAUUUAAUGAGUUAGUCCCUUUACAUUCGAUUAUCUCUAUUGAAUUAUCAAGUAAAGAUGGUUUGAAUAGAAACAAAGUAUCUGUCAAAGGAUGUGAACCAAUUGAAACUAUUUUAAAAUACAAUCAUCCUCUUCAAUUUCUAGGUUUGAGAGGUACUUCAAUCUAGAAUGCAGGAUUUGAAUGCAUUCUAUCUGGAUUGUAAACAAACAAUACAUUAACCUACUUGAAUGUUUCUAACAAUGAUCUAAAUGAGGAAGCUUGCAAUUAUAUGGUUUAAUAUAUUUCAGUUUGUAAUCUGGUUGAAUUAGAUUUAAGUUACAAUCCUUUGGGUAAUAAUGGAAUGGACUAUUUGUCAAGGAUAUUUGAUAAAGGCAGUUUUAUGUUAAAAAAAUUAAAUUUGGCAGGAUGUGAAAUCAAAUCAUUAGGCAUUUUGAAAUUUUUUCAAAGUUUAUCUGUGAAUCGAUUUUUGGAAAAGUUGAUUUUAGAUGAAAAUCACUUUUCUGGAAAUGGAGUCAAUGAAAUUGAAAAUGUGUUGACAUCCAGAAUACCAUUGGCUUACCUAUCAAUGGCUAAAUGUAGUAUUAAUGCAACAGGAGCUGAGUUCAUAGGCAAUGGAGUAGAAAGAAAUAGAACACUUAAAACACUUAUAUUAAGGGAUAAUAGAUUGACUGAUGUAGGGGCUGAAUGUAUAUUUAAAGGACUAUUUUUUGAGAAGUUAGAUUUGAAGAGAUGCAAUCUUACUGAUAAAUGUGUACUGGGUUUAUGCAGUAUGAUUAAACAAAGUACUUAAUUAACAACGCUAUUGCUACCUGAUAAUGGGUUUCAUGAUUCUUCAGGAAUUGUAAUAUGUGAAGCUAUUAGAGUGAAUUCAUCAAUAUUAAAUUUAGAUAUAUGUGAAAACCCUUUGAGUUAUAAAUACAUUGAUUAAAUUAAUAAGGUUAUUGAAACCAAUAGAUUGAAAUAUGAAUUGGAUAGAGUUCCUAUGUAUAAAAGAGAGAUUGUUAAACUUAAUAACAUUAUCUAAUAAAAGCCAACUUUGGAAAAAGAUUAAAAUGAAAAUCAAUAAAAAAAAGCAAGAUCUCUUUAAACAUUGGAAAAAACAAUUGAAGAAAAAAACAGAGUUAAGAUUGAACAAAUAUAAAAGACUACUGACAUGGAUGCUAGAUUAAUAUAAAUAUAAUAAUAAUCAAGGUAAAUGGAUAUUGACAAAAUUAAAUUUGAUAAUGAAUCCAAUAUAUAUUUGAUUAAGAUGGAUGAUGAGAUGAAUGAGUAUCAAAAGAAAAUGUCUGAAUGUCAUUAAGUAAUUACUCGUUUAGAAAAAGAAAUAAGGGGUUUAAAGGAUUAGAGACAUGUUCGGAAGGGCCAAAUCGACUCUAGAUUGGAAAUGCUAAGACAAUUAAACAGAGCGGAAGAAAGAGCACUUUAGAGAGCAGAAAUUGAGAAAAAACAAUUAGAAGAAAGGAUAAAGGCCAUGCAAGGGAAGGAAUCCAUUACUAGUAGAAGGAAAACUAAGUAAUUGUCUUAAAUUAUUUAAUAAAAAUAAUGA